Molecule: messenger RNA, 2222 nt
Organism: Girardinichthys multiradiatus
Lineage: Eukaryota; Metazoa; Chordata; Actinopteri; Cyprinodontiformes; Goodeidae
Gene: mettl18
Product: methyltransferase like 18
Exons: 2
Coding region: 159-1220 (353 amino acids)
Biological process (GO): peptidyl-histidine methylation, to form tele-methylhistidine
Molecular function (GO): protein-L-histidine N-tele-methyltransferase activity
Source: RefSeq, a predicted model, not a curated record
AAAGACUGUACAAUGAGUCUGUCGAGUCAAUAGAUCAUUUAAAAAAAGGGUCGUUUACUUCUGGAAUUGUGGGAUUUGAAGUGUUCCUGGGAGGUCAACAUGUGGAGUCGUCUAGUCUGAAACUAGCUAGCUGUUUCUCGUGGUUGAUUUCAGUCAUAAUGUCAUUUUGCUUUAACUUCGACAUUUCAGCGCAAACAAACACCCCCGAAGACGUGGAUGGAAAUAAACUGCAAAGCGGAAAGAAAGCCAACGACGCUAAAUAUGCAGAAGUUGAUGAUAAAACAUCAGCCAGUCCAGUAAAAGAGGCCAAAGAACACCUUCCUCCAUCUGACCCCAGGUUCCUCCUUGCUGAUGCUGUCUUUGAAACGGUUACCAUUGGUACCCUUCCUCCUCUGCACUUCCUCAAUGAGACCGUUUUCGAGAGGACGGCCUCGGAAAGAGAGGACAGGGAGAAAAUCCUCUCUUGCAGGGAGGAGAACAACUCUGAUCUCAUCUCUGGUGUAUAUGAGGGAGGCCUGAAGGUGUGGGAGUGCACUUAUGACCUUUUGGAGCAAAUGGAGAAAGAGGGAGAAACAUUCAGUGGAAAAUCAGUGUUGGAUUUGGGUUGUGGAGCGGGACUGUUGGGAAUACUGGCCCUAAAGCGAGGAGCCAGACAGGUCCUCUUUCAAGAUUAUAACAGCACAGUCAUCGAACAGCUCACAGUGCCAAAUGUAAUCCUAAACUGCCAAGAGGAUGAUGAGGUAGAGAGUGAUAGUGAAAAAAAGGGGAAGGGGAAAAAACAUGAAAAAGAUUGUGUAGAGAAAGGGAAAGAGGAUUCAAACGCUUGUAGCUCACCUCCUAAGAAAAGAGCAACAGAUCUAUCCAAGCACCCAUUAAUGAGCAGAUGCCAUUUUUACUCUGGGGACUGGAGGACGUUUCUUCCUUUGGUCCUAAAGAAGGAACCACAGCCCAAAUUUGACAUUAUAUUCACAUCAGAGACUAUCUACAACACUUGCUACUACCCUGCCCUGCAUGAAGCGCUGCACCAACUGCUGGCACCCAGUGGUCUGGUAUACCUGGCUACCAAAUCACACUACUUUGGUGUUGGCGGUGGGCUACAUCUGUUUGAGACAUUUGUGGAGCAGAGGAGUGUCUUCUACCUGGAUCACCUGUGGGACGGGGCUGAAGGCCUGCAGAGACAUGUAGUGGUGCUGCGUUUUAAAAAGCAAAAGGACAAUUGACCAAGAAACGGCAGCUGUUGUUAAAAUUGUUAAUGGUUGAACCCUUACAUGAAAAUGUUUGCGUGCUUUUUAGAAAUGCACCAGCCGAAACUGAUUUCUCUCUGCAAACUAAAAAAUGGAAAAAAAUAUACUUUCCUUUAGAUUUUUGAAUAAAUUGAAAUCUUAUUUAUCUUUAGCAAUGACAUGUUGUAUAAUAAUAUUGCAAAACAAUUACAAUGUAUUUUGUUUGUUUGUUUUUCAAAACCAGCCCAAAUUUGAAAAGCUGUGUCUGCAUCACAGCAAAACUAGUUAUGGUGGAGAUAUUUUUAUGCAAAGAAAACCUAAAUAAAAAGAGUUAAAGCAAGUUUAUUUUAUAGCACAGAUUAUAACUUUCUAACUCAAACGUAGAAGUGUACCACACCCAAGAUAUUGAGCUUUCUUUAUGUUACAACCUGGUAGAAUGCUCUGGUUUCCGGUUAAGUGUGGUAAACCAAGGUAAAAAAUGGGUACAGUUUGCAGAAAUGUUCUAUUAAACCUCUUAAGAGACGAAUUAUUUUAAAAUAGGUUUUUAGUGAUGCUUGUGUUUUAUAGUACAGCUGUGGGGGGUACCAUUUAAAAAUAGUUUUUUGGAAUGGAUAUUAGGAUAUUUUUAAACAAAAUCUACACGUCAUGCAGGACUCAUAAGUUGAAGCAAAUUGUGUGGAUGGUCAGCAUAUAAUGAGAAGGCUGAGAAAGUGGCAGAGUGACUGGAUUUUUCUCUGGUUGUGUAAAGAACAGAGUUUCGCAUUAUUGCUUUUCCAGAUGCUGUGCUCUACCAGUCAGCUGGCUGAAAGAAGGCUUCUGUGCUGUUCUUAUACUUAAAGAAAAGACCAAUUUGCCUAUUUAGAAAUGUUUCUGAUACUAUACACAGUCAUGGCAUUGAUGCCUUACUAUUCUGGUAACGCUGUUUUGAAAGUACUGUUGGUAAGAUAUUAGCUGGUUAGCAGUUCCUUUUAAAUAAAACCCAUCAGGUCAUUGUAAGCA